GUAUUCGAAGAAAUAUACUCACAAGAGUUCUUUAGAUAUGCUUACGUCUGUGUUGUGUAUCGCUUCACUGGUAACUCUUCUCGAUGCUCGUAUUUCAAUAAAUAAAGAAAGAUUUGAACCAUUGUCAGAUGACAUCAUCUCGUAUAUCAAUCAACAUGCUUUCGGUGCUGUCGAUGCCAUGAGUGAUCGAACCUGCAUACAGUCACGUGGCAGACAAUCUGUGGAACUAAGUGCUGUGGAUCUAGUGAGUUGUUGCGAAGGUUGUGGAUUUGGUUGUGAUGGUGGAUUUAUUGGUGCUGCUUGGGAUUAUUGGAUAGGGGAAGGUAUUGUUACCGGAAGUUCGAAAGAGAAUCACACAGGCUGUCAACCAUAUCCAUUCUCAAAAUGUGAGCAUCAUGCCAAGGGGAAAUAUCCUGCAUGUGGCAAAAGACUUUACAAGGCUCCUCGAUGUAAAAAGACUUGUCAGAAAAGUUACAAAAUCCCAUACGCCCAAGACAAGCAUCGAGGUAAAUUAUCCUACAAUGUUGCUGACAAUGAAUUGUCUAUUCAAAAAGAAAUCAUGAAGUAUGGACCAGUAGAAGCAAGCUUCACCAUUUAUGAAGAUUUUCUAAAUUACAAAUCUGGGAUCUAUGAACAUAUUACUGGGGAACCAGUCGGUGGACAUGCCAUACGUAUAAUCGGAUGGGGCGUAGAAAAAAACACACCUUAUUGGUUGAUCGCGAAUUCGUGGAAUGAAGACUGGGGUGAAAGUGGAUACUUCAGAAUACUACGUGGUCAUGAUGAAUGUGGCAUCGAAUCCGAGGUAACAGCUGGUCGGGUUAACUAAUUACACUAUCUUUAAACAUUAUCAUAAAAUUUUACUUAGAGUGAAGUCAUUACAAAUGUAUACUGAAUACUUCUGAGAAACGUUCUAUAUUCAUAUUAUCUUUUCAAUCAUCUUAUAUUAUAAAUAAACGGUUACGAACUCUCACUAAACUCUUCACUGAAUAAAUGUCUUCGCUAGGCGGAUUCUCGUUACAAGACGUUUAUCCAGAUUAACAAGGCGGCUAAAAGCUGAAUUAUUUUCGAUGAACUACUAAACCGUUGUCUAUGUCCAUUCAUUGAACGAGUCCAUGUUCAUUCAACUUACAUGUUUAUUGAAUUCAACUCAUACAUUUAAUGUCACAAGUUUUAAUCUAAUUUAGAAAACACAAACUUCAGGUAUCGAAUCUAUUUUCAACCUGUAAAGUGGUACGUGUUCUCACUAGGUUAGAUGAAAAUCAAUCAUUUCCAUCUACGAAAAUUCACCACACAUUAAUUUAGACUUGUAAGUAGCAUAAGAUUAGUAAUGAUGAAAUGUUGUGAAAUUGUGUAAAUAGAAGUACAACUGUACUGAACGAUAACAAUAGUAGGGACUGCUGAAUGUAAUUGAAUACGAAAUCACAGAAUCACUUGAUAAUAUCUGAGAACCAUACAGUAAAUACUUCAUUUCCAAAAUGUCAAUCAAUCGUGUCAAACUUCAUUGUUCCUUCGUUUCCCAUCAAUCAUUUUCUGUUCUCGUUCUCUUUUUCUUCCAUCUUCUUAACAUUACACUUUAUAUUAGUACCUAAGAAUGAGAGCUGCCAAG
This is a messenger RNA of Schistosoma mattheei, 1606 nucleotides long. The record is from the annotation of a GenBank genome assembly. Lineage: Eukaryota; Metazoa; Platyhelminthes; Trematoda; Strigeidida; Schistosomatidae.